Kockovaella imperatae is the source of this 822-nucleotide messenger RNA. RefSeq lists its product as hypothetical. The record is from RefSeq and is a predicted model, not a curated record. NCBI's taxonomy places the organism in Eukaryota, Fungi, Basidiomycota, Tremellomycetes, Tremellales, Cuniculitremaceae. The transcript is spliced from 2 exons. The coding region runs from base 1 to 822 and encodes 273 amino acids.
AUGUCCUCCUACCCGUCCUUUGCGAAAGCCAAAGAAGCAGCGAUAAAGGUGGUAGAUGAAGAGUACGACCAUUAUCUCUCGAUCUGGACACACGAUGAGAAGCUUGGAGACGAUGUAGAUGUCCAGUCCACGGACCACGAAGAGCCAGUACCAUUUUUCAUCAAGCUCGAGUUUGAUGAAGAUGAGACCGUGCGACUUUGGGUUGAACCUCGGGACGCGAAUGGAAGAAGUGUCAUUCCAGAGUCUAGCUGGACCGUUCGACCGGAAAGGGAGCGCUACAUGGCUCGGCAAGCUCGUGAAGAUCUCAAGAAGACCAAAGCGGCAGCUACGAAGGCCGCUAAGGCGAACAAGGAUGGCAAGGUGCUCUCGGACGAAUUGCGACCCAGCGAUAAAGUGUACAUCAUCUUGAGUGCAGACGGAUACGUCAGGCAGGCUGGCAAUCUGCCGAGAAACCUUGUCUAUAAGUCCCUUCGUUACGCCAAUAUGCAAGCGAGAUCACUGCUGUACCAGAGUACCAUCGAUUCAUCUAAAGAUGCGCCACUCCCAGCGAUACUACCAGCCUUUGCGGAAGAAGAAUUCAACGUCGACUCCUCUACUGCGACCUAUGUAGGUCGAGUCAAAGGCAAGGGUAAAAAAGUGAAAUCGAUUUGGGUGGAAGAAAUGAGCUUUGAUUCAUAUGUACCACCACCGCCUGAAGGAAGUGUGACGAAGGGCAAGAAGAAGGCUACCGGGACGAGUGGACAAAAGAGGGCAACGCCUUCAUCAGGUUCUAGGGUCUCAACUGAUACUGCAAAGCGCGGUCGACGGCGUAGCAUCAGCUGA